AUGUUCGCCAGGCUCUACGCACCCAUGAUCAUGGCGCUUGCCGCCUUCUCCAUCACGGCAGCAUCCCCUGUGACACCGAGAUUCAAUUAUGGGCUGAAUUAUAAUUUUGCUGAAGAGGCAAACGUCACUCUCCUCGAGAAACGGGCUACCUUCCAGUACCGAUUCUACGACAACAACGGCUGCGACCAUAACUCCAACCCCGGUGACACCUGGCCGUCGAACGGCGGCCAAGGCGCUCCGAACAACUGCUACAGCGCCCCGACAGGCAUAAACUGGAACCGGGUCGAGAUCGACGUCUUCUUCUCCAACGGCGGGUCUCUGGGCCUGCAGACCUUCUGCAACGUCAACUGCGCCGGCGGCGUCUCUAUCAAGCAGCAGGGCACCAACUGCUACCUGCCCAUCGCCGGGUAA
Messenger RNA from Anthostomella pinea, 411 nucleotides. NCBI's taxonomy places the organism in Eukaryota, Fungi, Ascomycota, Sordariomycetes, Xylariales, Xylariaceae. The record is from the annotation of a GenBank genome assembly.